Molecule: messenger RNA, 2415 nt
Organism: Megalopta genalis
Lineage: Eukaryota; Metazoa; Arthropoda; Insecta; Hymenoptera; Halictidae
Product: BRO1 domain-containing protein BROX
Source: RefSeq, a predicted model, not a curated record
AGAUGAUAACAUAAAUUUACUAAUAGUUCAUUAAUAUAAGACAAAGAAUAGAUUAUUUUUCUCUCAAACCUUACUUUUUGUUGCUUAUUAAAUAUCGACGACUGUCUCUUGACCACACGAUUACACACGAGACGAAAGUGUGCGAAUAACUGUGCGAUACUCAUAUCUCACCAAAAAGUGGAAUAUCUUUCAUUGAGUGUAUGUAUGCAUGUAACUGUAUGUUAUGUAGUGGUGUUACGUCGCUGUUUUACCUUGGUUUCACUGGUUUCACUUAUCUGUCAAAUCGAACAAAAUAGUGUUCAGUUAUUAGAUAUUAGGAGAAACAGCUGGAUAUUUAGCUUUUUACAUAAUGGCCCACUGGUUUCAUCGCAAUAUGCUAAAAGCAACGACAAAUCAAAAAUUUGAAUUCAAAAUAGCUAAUGCCACUGAUAGUACAAGGAAAUUGUGCAGCGAUUUAAAACUGUCAAGAAUACGUCUUUUAGACUUGAUAAAAAAUCCAAAUAAUUCGAGUGAUUCUGUAGAACCAGCUUUCCAUAGCUAUUUAAGUUUAUUGUAUGGAUUUAUGUGGGAAAUAAAUUCAUCUGCUGAGCAAGAUCAACAUAGUGGAUGUCCAAAUCCUAGUAAACUUAGAAAUGUGCUUGUAUUCAAGUGGACGCACACAUUAUUAGGAUCAAAUACUUAUUCCAGAGCUGACGCUGUUUAUGAAGCAGCUAAUAUGAGUGUAAAUGUAGGACUUUGGUUUAUGAAACAUGCUGCAAUGAUCGCUGCUAAAGAUGACAUAAAUAUGAAUGAAGCAAAGGAUGUACAUACAAUGCUCAGGAGAGCUGCCGGAAUAUUUACUUUUGUACAAACAGAAUUCUUGCCGAAAUUGGCAGAUCCUCCACCAAUUGGAAGUGAUCUGGAUCCACGAAUACUAAUUGCAUACGUAAAUCAAUGUACAGCAGAAGCACAAGAAGUUACAGUAGCAAGAGCAGUGGAAUUAAAGCAUAAUGCUAGCUUAAUAUCAGCUUUAGCUAAUGAAACAAGUAAAUUGUUUCUAGAUGCUGCUAAUAUUUUACGUCCGUUUAAGCCAGAGAUAUCGGCUCAAUGGAUUAAAUAUUUGGAACUGAAAGCAUCAUUUUAUCGAUCCUACGCUUAUAACUAUUGUGGUGAAAAUUUAUUAUCUAUGGAUAAAUGUGGAGAAGCAAUUAAAGCUUUGCAAGAAAGCGAGGCUUGUCUAAAAAAGGCUAAUACAUUAUGCCAGGAGUAUGGAAAAACAAAAGGGCCUGCUCCUAGAGUAAAACCUAAUGAACAUGUUGUAUUUAAACGACUGGCUCCUACGGUCAAACUUACUCUUGACAAAUGUAAUCGAGAAAAUGGUUUAAUUUAUCACCAUACAAUACCUGGAGAAGUUCCAGCAUUAGAUACAAAAGCUACUUUUGGUUUGGUAAGUCCUAUCGAUUUUGAAAUGCAGCCUCAUCAUCCUCUUUGGAAUUCGAAUGUAUACAAUAAAUUAUGUAGCUUAAACCCAGCUACUAUAGAAAAAGAACAAAAUUUGCCACCUGUUAAAGAGGAUGAAGUUCAUCAUAGCACCAAGGAACCCAGAAACGAAAGUGGCUGUAUAUUGCAAUAAGCUUAACGUUAGCAAUAGUCAAUUAAAUUCACCGCGUUUUCAUUGCAACAACACGAAGUUUUGCUUUAAACUGUUAUACAGUUGACAAUCCAGUAUUGCAUAACUAUUUUAGUAUUUUUGUUUCACGCAACCAAUAGUAUGUGUACACGUGCUUUUAACUAAAAGAUACAGCAUGAAUUAUACUCACGAUAAAUGAGUCGUCGAGAAGAAUAUUUUCAAGUAAAUGAAAGAAUAUGUACUAAGUUUUUAUAUUUCCAGUACAUUCUAAUCAUUACUGACAUAAUAUACAUAUAUACGCUUCAGGUCUGUGCAAUAGAUAAUAUAUGCAAUGCAUACAAACUAAUGUAUUUUAUAAAUAAUUUAUGUGAUGGCGAUUUUAAAAAAAUUUACAAAAGUUUAUUAUUGAUGAGUACUUCGAAAACUAGUCAAUAAAGGUUGUAUGUAACGUAACGUAUAUUUUGAAAUUACGUUUCAUAUUUAUUGAGGCUAUAAUGAAGUGAGAAAAAGUGUUUUAUGUGAUAAGCUACUUUUAAUUUGUAUAUGUAUCAAGAAUCGACCAAUAUAAUUAAUUGUACAUAUGUAUGCAGUUUUAACAGUUAUAAUGUAUUUAUUUUUAAUCGCAAGUAAAGAUCACACACGAGUUAUGAACAUUUUGUGCGAAACAACACAUAUAAAUAAAACAGAAGCUAUGAUGAAAUACAAAUGAUGUAUUAGUACAUAUUUUAAUCCUUAUUAUAUAAAAUAUGUAACUAUGUAAUCUAUAACAUUUCUAGAAAUUAUAGAUAUUUUGAGUUAAUAUUAAA